UUUGGCGCCAAACUAUGUUCUAGGGCUUAGGGUUCUUAGGUUUUAUCCGCCGCUGCCGUGGCCGCUCCAGCGCUCGCCAUUCGGCUCGAUUCUCCACGCCCGAUGCUUCCGCAGCCUCUUUUGCGAUGGAGGACAGAUCGCAACAGCGCCUGGCUUUGGCUACAUGAACACGAUUAGUUCUAUGGAAACAAGGGGCCUUCCAUUCCACGAUCCAAGUGGCUCCUUCCCGAUAUGUGUCUUGCAAGCCCAAGUCCUGACACCCAUCUGUAUCGACGACACGCAUGUCACGCAGAUGCCUCCUCCAGAGAAGAAGUUCUUCGCCAUCUCUGGUGGAGCUCGGUUUACCUGUGGACUUGACUAUGGCUCUCGCUUUCCACUGUGCUGGGGUAAGCUCCAGGUCCCAGCUCUUCUCCAAAACGUUAGCUACACGAGUUUGAGCUCCGGUGCAAAUCACUGCUGCGCUAUCCGGAGCAAUGACAGUAGAGUGGACUGCUGGGGAGAGGAGCUAGCGAUUGCCCUUUUGGAGGACGAAAGCCUGGUAUCUGUGUCUUCCGGGGUGGAUUUUUCUUGCGGGGUGACUCAAGGUGGAGAAGUUCUUUGCUGGGGAUACGUGCCGGAUCAAGUUCCACAGCCCAAAAACGAGAUUUUUACGUCGGUGUUCGUGGGAGGCUAUACGAUCUGCGGGGUGACGAGCUCCACAGGGGAAACACUUUGCUGGGGACAGGACUCGUCGGCUUUCGUGGUUCCCGCUGGUUACAAGUUCUCUAGAUUAGCAGGAGGAUAUCACCACAUGUGUGGGAUACGAUCGGACAAUCACCAGGUGGUUUGCUGGGGUUUGAACAAGGCUCAGCAGCUCCAAGUUCCCAGGGACGCCACCUUUUCGGCCAUUUCGGCUGGAGACAUCUACACUUGUGGGGUCACCCGGGAUGCGAAUGCAAGGCUUCUUUGCUGGGGAAACAACGCCGUCCAGUACCGGGAGAUCGACUUGCAUGUUAGCCAGGCGGUGUGCACGAACGAGUGUGGGAAAAACCAGUAUCGGGUAAACAGGACCUCCUCUCCGCAGCAGUGCCCGUCUUUGUCUGACAAGGUGUGCUUGGAGUGCUCGGCAUGCGUCGGUGUCGACUUCGAGAUUUCUCCAUGCGGAGCGGACUCUGAUCGAAAGUGUGGCAUGAUAAUCGGCAAAAACAACUUACCAGCAAGCUUCAAGGGCCCAGGGAGGAGAAAUCCAACGGGUUUGUUCUUCAUCAUGCUGCCUUUGGUCGUCACUUCGUCGCUUGGAAUCACGCUCAUAGGAGUCUGGGCUUGUCAGGAGUACAGAGAGAGACUUGUUUCAAACAAGCAGCGGCUUAGGAAGUGAUCUCUCUAUCUUCAGUGGAACUCCGGGCAGCAACAAACAAUUACAGCGAGGAGAUGAUCUUGGGGAGAGGUGCUUUUGGGACGGUAUACAAGGGAGUGCUCCAA
Selaginella moellendorffii is the source of this 1461-nucleotide messenger RNA. Its product is annotated as putative receptor protein kinase CRINKLY4. The transcript is spliced from 2 exons. Bases 164 to 1357 code for a protein of 397 amino acids. The record is from RefSeq and is a predicted model, not a curated record. Lineage: Eukaryota; Viridiplantae; Streptophyta; Lycopodiopsida; Selaginellales; Selaginellaceae.